GCUCGGGGACGUGCGGGCCGGCCAUGGCCUCAGGGGGGCCCGCGGAGCGGCUGCGCGAGGAGGCGCGCUGCGCCGUGUGCCUGGACUUCCUGCAGGAGCCGGUGAGCGUGCUCUGCGGGCACAGCUUCUGCCGGCGCUGCAUCUCCGAGUUCUGCGCGAGGACCGCGGGUGCGCGGGAUGGGCUGUUCGCCUGCCCGCAGUGCCGCUGCCCCUUCGCGCCCGACAGCUUCCGCCCCAACCGGCAGCUGGCCAGCCUGGUGGACAGCGUGCGGCGCCUGGCGCUGGGCGCGGGGCCCGCGGGGGCGCGGCUGUGCGCGCGGCACGGCGAGGAGCUCAGCGGCUUCUGCGAGGACGACGGGACGGCGCUGUGCUGGGUGUGCGACUCCGGCCCCGAGCACCGCGGUCACCGCAUGGCGCCGCUGCAGGAGGCCGCCCGGGGCUACCAGGCAAAACUCCAGAUGGCCCUAGAGCUCAUGAGGAAAGAGAUGGAGGAGGUCUUGUCUCAGGAGACCCAUGUGGGGAAGAAAACUGUCAUUUGGAAGGAGAAGGUGGAGGCACAGAGGCAGCGCUUCAGGUUGGAGUUUGAGAAGUCGCGUGGCUUCCUGGCCGGGGAGGAGCGGCUGCAGCUGAGGCGGCUGGAGGAGGAGGAACGAGCCACCCUGCACAGACUUCAGGAGGGCAGGGCCCGGCUGGCCCAGCAGGGCAGGGCCCUGAAGGAGUUGGCCGAGGAGCUGGAGGAGAGGUGCCAGCGUCCCGCCGCAGCUCUGCUGGAGGGGGUGAGAGAAGUCCUGAGGAGAAGUAAGGAUGUCCUGCAUCUGGAUCUGGAGACCGUCCCCAUGGAGCUGAAGACAAUGUGCCGCAUCCCCGGGAUGCGAGAGAUGCUGAGGAAGUUCCAAGUUGAUGUAAAGCUGGACCCGUCCACAGCACAUCCGAGCCUCCUCCUGACCGCCGACCUGCGCAGCGUGCAGGACACAGAGCUCUGGAGGGACGUCCCCAACAAUGCGGAGCGAUUUGACACAUGGCCUUGUGUGCUGGGCUUGCAGGACUUCUCAUCGGGGAGGCAUUACUGGGAAGUCGUUGUUGGAGAAAGAGCAGAGUGGGGUCUAGGCGUCUGUCGAGACACAGUGUCAAGGAAGGGGGAGACCACUCCGUCCCCGGAGAACGGGGUGUGGGCUGUGUGGCUCCUGAAAGAGAGUGAGUACAUGGUCCUCGCCUCCCCAUCAGUGCCUCUCCACCCAGAGCGGCCUCGCAGGGUUGGGAUUUUCUUGGACUAUGAAGCAGGUGAAAUCUCCUUUUACAAUGUCACCAACGGGUCCUACAUCUACACAUUCAGCCAACUGCUCUCCGGUCUUCUCCGACCUUACUUCUUCAUCUGUGACAUAAUUCCUCUCACUCUACCACCUGUGACAGAGGCAGAGGCAGGAGAUCCUGCUUUCAGUAGUCAGUCGUCUUGUCCAUGAUGUUAACGUCAGUCCUGAAUAUUCCUAAAAUCCUCUUCCUGAGCACGCUAAGCCUGGCAAUGGUGCCGGUGGUGGAGUGGAGCCCCCGGGGACACCUCCACUCAGAGCAGCACUUUGAUCCUUAUAGCUGUGUAACUGUUCCCACUGGGACCAAGCAGAAAAUAUGAAAUCCUUGCAUGUAGAGGGACGUCGUGGAACAUGAUGAUUUUAGAAAUGGAGGAAUCUCAUCAGCCUUUUUCCAGAUGGCUCCACACAUUUUCUUGAGAGUUCCUUCAAAUGCAUCAACCCUGGAUUAAACAAGGAUUUCAGGACAUCCAUUAUCAUUUCUUAUUCCUUUUAAGAUGCUUUCGUUCUGAGUCUUUCAUAUAUUAUGAAAUGGAAAUGAAAAUUCUUGAGUUGGUCCAGAACAGUCCAAUAUUGUUCCAGCAUCAGAUCUGUAAUUAUUUUUCUCCUCCUUAUUUUCCUCUUCCCCUCUCUGUCAGUCUCCCAUUCUCUGUCUCUCUUUGUCUCUCUGCCUCUGCUUUUGUUUCUCCCUUUCUAUCUUGCUCCUGUUUUUUUUAAACCUUCUAUUGUUUAACCUUUCAUCACCUAGAUUACUAUAUUCAGAACCACUUCUUUUUAUACUGUAUCUCUCUAUGAUAUGUCGAAUUACUUGUUAAGCCUUCUUUAUUCUGGGAUCAAUUUUUAAGGCUUACAAAAUUCAUUCUGUGAAUCUAAUAUCACUGAUUCUUACAUCAUACCCCUCUGAGAUGAAACUUUUCCUUUAUCUUUGGAUACAUAUUUCAGAGUAGAAAUUUCUCAGAAUUCUGAUUCAACCAGUUCUCUGGACUAGCCUUCACUAGUUGUGAGACCUCAAACAAAUAACCCUUCUCUCUUUCAGACUUAACUAGUUGAUAUGGUUCCUAUAUGU
Messenger RNA from Manis pentadactyla (Chinese pangolin), 2370 nucleotides. RefSeq names its product tripartite motif containing 58 (gene TRIM58). NCBI's taxonomy places the organism in Eukaryota, Metazoa, Chordata, Mammalia, Pholidota, Manidae. Gene Ontology annotation, molecular function: zinc ion binding; protein binding. The transcript has 6 exons. The record is from RefSeq and is a predicted model, not a curated record. Bases 24 to 1460 code for a protein of 478 amino acids.